Messenger RNA from Didymosphaeria variabile, 1659 nucleotides. RefSeq lists its product as uncharacterized. The transcript has 2 exons. Bases 1 to 1659 code for a protein of 552 amino acids. Lineage: Eukaryota; Fungi; Ascomycota; Dothideomycetes; Pleosporales; Didymosphaeriaceae. The record is from RefSeq and is a predicted model, not a curated record.
AUGCCAAGGAACACGCCACUCGUGAUCGGCAACCCCCAGGGUUUUAGGAAGGGAACCGAGGCCGCGGAUUUAUUGCUAGAAUUGGGAGUGCCAACUUUGAGAGGAGGAUUUGAUAUUGGAAACUACCCAGGUUCCAGGUCGGAGUCGCCGGACGACGAUACAGCGAGAGUGUCAUUGUCGAAAGCGCCUGCGAACGACUAUAGAUUGCCACCGCGGACGAGCUCGAUGGCGCCUCCGCCCUUGGCGCAUCGACAUACGGCACCGCCAAAGGUUUCGCUACCCAAUCCGCUCAAAGCGAAUCCGCCAGAGCCAUCGCGAUUACCACCGCCGCCACCUGCAGUCGAGUUGGAAGGCACGCCAAUAGUUCCGGAAAUCCGCAGUCGCGACAUCAACAACAAUGGAUGCAGAUCUUCGAGAUCGAAUCGCCGCAGCGUGAUUUAUGGAGGCUUCGAACACGGGUCGCCUUCCUUUCCGAUCAUCGAGCAGGUUGAAGAUAUACCGCUACCAGAGUCGGAUUCGUCUGCUUCCUCAGGUCAAGUCUCGCCCAUGAACAGGUCUACAGGCCGAAGCACGCCAAAGAGUGCCAACCAGACACCAAGCUCCCGCCUUCCAGCUAUUGGACCGCUUCCGCUCGAAAUGCGGGAGCCGUUGAAGAUUUGGCAGAAAUAUAUGAAGACAGGAGUGAUAGACGUAGAGAUUUGCCCUGAAGCUCUCAAUGGCGACGGAAACUACACCUGGAUGCACUGCUGGGGUCUCUUCAAUCUCUACACAUUCGGCGCUUCGUUCAUGAAUGACGUCGAAUUCGCCGAUCGUGUCAUGGACAUGCUGUGCGAGAAGAUCAAACCGGGCAACGCAGCUGAUGUCGAUACGAUAUGUUUGAUCUUUACCGGAAGGCACAUCUCAUCGCGGUUGAAGCAGCUUGUCAUUGAUCGGUGCCUCGAUGCUGGAACGAAGAACUUCCGCCGCAGCUUCACCAGGAAUCUGCCUCAUCAGUUCGCAGCCUUUGCGCUUGAGGCGGCGAUGGAGCGUUUAGCAGAUCCGGAUUGGCGCCAGCGAGUGGAGUCACCUUGUCGUUACCAUCGACACAAGAAAGACGAGGAUUGCUACUUGCGGGACUUUGCUAGUGAACGUGAUAAACGCAUCAUAGAGAAUAGAAAGGUGAGGAGAAGUCGAAGCAGUACCCACAUUCGCUUCGAGCACGACACAAUCAAAUUCAAGCAAUUAGUUCUUGACGAUGUCGUGGAGUUGAGUGGAGAUGCUGGCGGAGAUCAAGUAUCGUCCGGGGAGCCUGCGGUGGUUGUUGGGGGGCAAGAAGAUGACCAAAUGCCGUUGACGAACAGUGAGCCUAACGGUAUUGCAAGCGUACAAGAGGCGGACGCGGACACCAGUGUCAUCGAAGCCCUGGAUGUCGAGGACGAUGGCGCAACGACAGCGAAGUUUUGCAAGAUUGUCAAGCAGAUGGAAGCACCAUUAGUUGUCAACAUAUCCGGCAAGAGCUCUCCCUCAUCGAUAAUUCGGCAUGAAGGCAGGCACGCACCGCCCCUGCUAAAGGAAUGGUCGCUCUUCAGCGAACUUGGCGUAUCCGAGGAUUGUUCGCCCCCAGGGGCGUAUCCAAAGUCUUGCAGUUCUCGAACAGGCCUGAAUGAGUACGUGGUCUAG